Myxozyma melibiosi is the source of this 937-nucleotide messenger RNA. RefSeq names its product U3 small nucleolar RNA-associated protein 6-domain-containing protein. NCBI's taxonomy places the organism in Eukaryota, Fungi, Ascomycota, Lipomycetes, Lipomycetales, Lipomycetaceae. Gene Ontology annotation, molecular function: snoRNA binding; protein binding. The transcript has 2 exons. Gene Ontology annotation, cellular component: Pwp2p-containing subcomplex of 90S preribosome; small-subunit processome. The coding region runs from base 127 to 900 and encodes 257 amino acids. Gene Ontology annotation, biological process: maturation of SSU-rRNA from tricistronic rRNA transcript (SSU-rRNA, 5.8S rRNA, LSU-rRNA). The record is from RefSeq and is a predicted model, not a curated record.
CUGCCCAUCGCCCUAACCCGCCGAGCCCUAACUUCUCUCUCGUCACGUGCACUUCUCCCAGCUGGUCAAAAAAUUUCUGAUCCAACUGCCGCUGCCCUGCUACAUCAUCGAUAUCCAGCAACCACAAUGUCUGCCAAAGUGCGAUACUACCUCGAGCAGACGCUCCCCGAGCUCGAAGAGCUGCACAAACACAACAUCUUCUCCCGCCCCGAGCUCACCACAAUCACCCGUCGCCGAACAGACUUUGAGCACCGGAUCAACAACCGCGGCGUGACUCUGCUCGAUUUCCUCAAAUACGUCGAGUUUGAAAUGAACCUCGAUCUCCUGCGCAAGCGCCGCAUCCAGCGCGUCCUCGGCUCUACCAAGAAGAACAAAGACGGCGACGAGGACGAGGAGGACGCAGACGGGCUUUUGAUGAAGAAAGUAGGCGUCGCGGGAUGGUCUGGCCAGCAGCGCGUGCUCUUUGUCUUUGACCGCGCAACAAAACGGUUCCCAGGAGACAUCUCGCUCUGGACGCAGUACGCCUCCUACGCGAGACAGAUCAAGGCCCGCAAAGUGCUAAACAAGAUCUUCAAGUCGCUCGUCAAGCUGCAUCCUAUGAACCCUCAGAUCUGGGUUAUGGCCGCUGACCAUGAACUUCGCGAUAAUGCAAACAGAUUGGCGGCGAGAAAUGUGCUUUUGAAAGGAAUUCAGUUCAAUAAGGAUGCUAAAGUUAUUGCUGAUGCUUAUGAGAAAUUGGAAGCUGAUGUGCAAGCUGCUUUAGAAGCUGAGUUGAAGGCAAAAGAAUCUCAGCAAGAGGAGGAGGAAAGCGACGAAGAAGAUGAUGAUCAUAAUGAUGAAGAACAAGAAGAUGACGAAGAAGAAGAAGACGACGACGACGAUGACGACGAAUCAAACUAAAAGGACAACUCUUGCAUAUGGCGUUCGGGUCUCUUUA